AUAUUUGCUGCAUGCGGUGUUAGAUGCUCUUACAUUGCUCUUUUUGUUUGCGGGGUCGCGUGCUGCGUUUCCGUUCCCCUUCCUCUUCUCCUUUCGUUUUCUGCUCCUCCCCCGCAACAAAUCUUGGUCGCUUCGCCGCCGGCACAAGCGGCCGGAGCAGCAGCCAGUCGGCAGCGAUGGGGGACCACGAGGCGCGCGGGGACGACACGGAGAGGAAGGCGGACAAGAAGCUCUCCGGCUGGGGGCUCUUCGGCUCCAAGUACGAGGACGCCGCCGACCUAUAUGAUAAGGCCGCCAACUUUUUCAAGCUCUCAAAAAACUGGAACAGAGCUGCAUCUGUGUACAUCAAGAUUGCUAAUUGCCAUCUGAAGGGCGAUAGUAAGCAUGAAGCUGCCUCAGCUUAUGUGGAAGCUGCAAACUGCUACAAAAAAUUCUCACCUCAGGAAGCUGCGCAAGCGCUAGACGAGGCUGUUAAUCUUUUUUUGGAAAUUGGUAGAUUGAGCAUGGCUGCAAGAUACUGCAAGGACAUUGGUGAGAUUUAUCAGCACGAACAAGAUUUGGAGAAGGCUUCAGAUUACCUAGAAAGGGCCGCAGAUCUUUUCGACAGUGAAGGACAGACAUCUCAAUCAAACACCAUCAAGCAGAAAGUUGCAGAAAUUGCUGCGCAGUUGGAACACUACCCAAAGGCAACGGAGAUUUUUGAAGAUAUUGCUCGUCAAUCAAUUAACAACAAUCUGCUGAAGUAUAGUGUCAGAGGCAUCCUCCUUAAUGCUGGCAUCUGCCAACUAUGUAGAGCUGAUACCGUUGCUAUACAAAAUUCGUUGGAGAGAUACCAGGAAAUUGAUCCGACUUUCUCAGGAACUCGCGAAUACAAACUUUUAGCUGAUCUUGCUGCAUCAAUGGACGACGGAGAUGUUGCCAAAUUUACUGAUGCCAUCAAGGAAUUUGACGGCAUGACACGCCUGGAUCCUUGGAAAACGACACUGCUGCUGAGGGCAAAGAAUGAACUGAAGAAACAAGAGGAUGAUGAGGAUGAUCUAACCUAAGCCUUGUAAAAAUUCUUUCAUGCUUCAACAUGGUGUGAUUUAUACAUUUGUAUGCCUCUAUUUCAUCUUGGAGGUACAUAUAAUGGGCAUAAUGAAGAUCCACCUUUUGGUUGUAUAGAACUUCAUUUUGAAGUAGCAUAUGGGGUGUCAUGUGUCAUUUGUUUGUCAUGACUUGGUUUUCCUUCCGAAUGAUAUGCUUAUUGCUUGUAUCCUUCUGUAACAUGUUCUAUUUGACCGUCA
Molecule: messenger RNA, 1286 nt
Organism: Hordeum vulgare subsp. vulgare (domesticated barley)
Lineage: Eukaryota; Viridiplantae; Streptophyta; Magnoliopsida; Poales; Poaceae
Product: alpha-soluble NSF attachment protein 2
Exons: 9
Coding region: 24-1046 (340 amino acids)
Biological process (GO): SNARE complex disassembly; intracellular protein transport
Cellular component (GO): SNARE complex; vacuolar membrane
Molecular function (GO): soluble NSF attachment protein activity; syntaxin binding
Source: RefSeq, a predicted model, not a curated record